Messenger RNA from Durio zibethinus, 4035 nucleotides. RefSeq lists its product as uncharacterized. NCBI's taxonomy places the organism in Eukaryota, Viridiplantae, Streptophyta, Magnoliopsida, Malvales, Malvaceae. The record is from RefSeq and is a predicted model, not a curated record.
ACAAAAAAAAAAAAAAUGUGCAACUGCGAUCUCUUUCCACCGGAUACUGUUAUGACUUACAAAUAGAAAGCAGAGGGGAGAAGGAGAAAUAAAAGAGAAGAAAGAGAUAGAGAGAGAGAGAGAGAGAGAGAGAGAGCUCUUAUUUGGAUCUGAUCUCUUUCAUGUUUCAACGCUUGAGUUCGUGACUCGGUCUCUGACUCAGUUCCAGUCUCAUUGAUCCACCUCGCUUCUGUUCAGCUGAACUCUACUUGUAGACUGGUGCAACAGGAUUUGUUUUCCCACAUGUCUUCGCAUUUUGAUUAAAUUUCAGGCAUUGGAUCUAGCGAUCGAAUAAAUGGCAGGUUCACGGCGAGGGUUGCCGGAGCUCCCGUCAUAGUCCGGGAUUUCCGGCGGGUUUUGCGGAGGAGAUGUUUAAGUCGGCGAGAUGGAGGAGCGACAAGAACAGGAUCAAAGCUGUCUUCAAGUUGCAGUUCCAUGCAACUCAAGUGACACAGUUAAAUGUGCAAGCAUUGAUGAUAUCAUUGGUUCCCGGCGAUGGAGGAAAACCGACAACAAAAUCAGAAAAGGCGAUGAUUCAUGACGGUAACUGUCGAUGGGAAAAUCCAGUUUACGAGACCGUUAAAUUUGUUAGGGAGCCAAAAACUGGGAAGAUCAAUGAAAGAAUCUACCAUUUUCUUUUAUCAACGGGAUUGGGAAAAGGAGGUUUGGUUGGGGAAGCUUCAAUUGAUUUUGCUGCUUAUGCUGAAGCAAUUAAAACUUCCACCGUUUCUCUUCCAUUAAAGAAUUCAAACUCUAAAGCAAUUUUGCAUGUCUCAAUACAGAGGCUGCAGGAAAAUGCUGAUCAAAGAGAGGUGGAAAAAAUUGAAGAUGCAAGUAUUAAAUCGCAAGAUAGGACCUUGAAGGCCCACUUGAGCAAUGGUGAUGCAGAUGAAAGCAUUAAGAACGACCCCAUUGAAGAUGUGCCUUUCGACAAAACAACCCACAAUGUUGAAUUACGUGGAAACCAUAGAGGAUCUAAUGGGUCUGAUAUUACCAUUUCAAGUUCUGACAGUAGCUCUGGACUUAAUAUUCCACGAGAACUUGGAAUGAGGAAUGACAACAACAAUCAGGACCCUCCUGCUUAUCUGUCAUCUAUGAAUAACACCUCAGCUACUCCUAAACCAACAACAAUUGCCUCAACAAUGAUCUAUGAGGAGUGGUCGGUGGGUUCUGAUCAUGGAAUGAGUACUGAUGACUCUAACAGUUCCCAGGACACCUUUCCACGAGAAAACUCUCAACAUUCUUCUGAUAAUGAGAUUGAAAAGCUCAAGAAUGAACUCAUUGUUUUGUCCAGGCAAGUGGAUGUGUCAGAUUUGGAAUUGCAGGCUCUCAGAAAGCAAAUUGUAAAGGAGAGGAAAAAGGCGCAGGAUCUCUCACGUGAAGUUGUUACUUUGAAAGAAGAGAGAGAUGCACUCAAAUUUGAGUGUGAGAAACUGAAGGCCUUUCAGGAGCAAAUGGACGAUGCAAAAGUAAAAAGCAGGUUGCAGUUUGAGAAUGGGGAACCCUGGGUUCUUGUUGAAGAAAUCAGACAAGAGCUGAAUUAUGAGAAGGACCUGAAUUCCAAUCUUCGGUUACAACUGCAGAAGACACAGGAAUCAAAUGGUGAGUUAAUCCUUGCUAUACAAGACCUAGAAGAAAUGUUGGAUGCGAAGAAUAGGGAGAUAUCCAAUCCUACCAAAAAAUCAGGAUUUCAUGACAAUUCUGACGAGUUGAGGGGAACCAUCUCAAGAAUUGACACAGAUGAGGAUGAAGAGCAGAGGGCAUUGGAACAGCUAGUUAAAGAACACAGAGACACCAAGGAUACCACUCUCCUGGAACAAAAGAUCACGGACCUCUACAGUGAGAUAGAGAACUAUAGGAGAGAUAAAGAUGAGCUUGAAGCACAAAUGGAGCAGCUGGCACUUGACUAUGAGAUACUGAAGCAGGAAAAUCACGACAUCUCAUACAAAUUAGAGCAAAGCCAGCUGCAAGAACAACUGAAGAUUCAGUACGAGUGCCCAUCAUCUUUUGCUAAUAUAAAUGAACUUGAGACCCAAUUUGAGUGCUUGGAAAGCGAACUCAACAAGCGGUCAAUAGAAUUCUCUGACUCUUUAGCCACCAUAAAUGAACUAGAAACUCACAUCAAGAGCUUGGAGGAAGAGUUAGAGAAACAGGCAGAACUAUUUGAAAACGAUCUAGAAUCCAUCACACGAAGUAAAGUUGAGCAGGAGCAAAGAGCUAUCCGAGCUGAGGAAGCCUUGCGAAUGACAAGAUGGAAGAAUGCAAAUACAGCUGAAAGGCUACAGGAGGAAUUUAAAAGGCUGUCCUUGCAGAUGGCCUCUACAUUUGAUGCAAAUGAGAAGAUGGCUACAAAAGCUCUGGCUGAAGCUAGUGAACUACGCUUGCAGAAAAAUCAGCUGGAAGAACUGCUCAAGAAAGCUAAGGAAGAGCUCCAAUCUUUUAGAGGGGAUUAUGAGGCGAAACUCUGCAACCUUUCCAAUCAAGUAAAUUUAAAAUCAAAUCAGAUAGAACAGAUGUUGGAGGAAAUGGUUGAUAAAUCUAAGCAGCUUGAACAUCAAAAGAAGCAUGAGGAAGAAGUUAGUGGGGCUUUUUCCAAGGAGAUCUGCAGCCUAAAAGCUCAGAUUGAUGAGCUGACUACAGAAAAGAAAUGCCUCCAUGAACAAGCCGAGCAGGUGGAAAGCUUGAGACUUGAGUUGGAACGCACAAAAGCAUGUGCCAAAGAAACUGAAGUGCAGAUACAAAGAGGAAAUUUAGAAAGAAAUGAGCUGGUGAAUACAAUUGCUUCGAUGAAAAAGGAAGCAGCCAAGUCUCUGGAGGAAUUGCAAAGAGUGAGGCAUCUGAAGGACGAGAAAGAAGCUGCAGUUGAAUCCUUACAAUCAGAGCUGGAUAUCCUAAAAACUCAGUGCAAUAACUUGAAACAUUCACUGUUUGAGGAUGAAGUAGAGAAAGAAAAACUCAUAAAGCAGGUGGUUCUAUUGAAGGGUGACCUUAAGAAGAAGGAAGAUGCAUUUACUGGCAUGGAAAAGAAGCUGAGAGAGAGCAACGUAAGAGCAGCUGUUUCUGACGGAACAAGAACACCAUUUAGAAACAAUAAAUCUGCCACGGUUCCUCGCAUUCCUAAAGAGGUUGUAAGCCUGAGGGAGAAAAUAAAGUUGCUUGAGGGGCAAAUAAAGUUAAAGGAAACUGCUUUAGAAACAUCCACAAAUGUCUUUUGGGAAAAGGAAAGGGAUCUUCAGAAGAAAAUUGAUGAGUUAGAACGCAGAGUAGAAGAACUCCAUGAGCACAGCACCAGUUUCUGCGAGUACCAACUUCAAAAGGUAUUUAAAGAUGCUAAGGAGGUUACAUCAAAUGGCUUUAUAUCAGAUGAGAAAGCAUGCAUAUCUAAAGAGAGUGGAAAUACUGUUCCUUUUUUGAAAAGCAGUGAUGACAAUUUGUCAGUGAAAGAACAGAAAGCCUAUAUUGUCGAUAAAGACGGUAACCAGGAUGAAUUGAUAGCUGAACUAGCAUCAUUGAAGGAAACAAACAAAACUAUGGAAAACGAAUUGAAGGAUAUGCAAGAGCGAUAUUCCAAGAUAAGCCUCAAAUUUGCAGAGGUCGAAGGUGAACGACAACAACUUGUGAUGACUGUGCGCAACUUGAAGAAUGCCAGGAACAGCUAAAAAUAUUGAAAUUCUUCAUGUAUAGUUGAACUAGUACUGGGUGUGCCGACGCGGAAAUUGUACGUGUGAUGGUUCCUUUUUAGAGUUAAAAUAAAUCAAGUUGUACAAAAAUUUAAUACCAAUUCACCUCGCCUCGUAGUUUCCAAAUGUAUGUAAGUUUUUUUUUUUUUUUCCUUAUUAAUUAAUGUUUAAUUCUUGUUCUUCCCAUAAUGUCUUCUUUGUUGUCAUGGUGACAUUUUCAUAAAUAUUAUUAUUUCAUUUUUUUGAGAAAAUUAUACAAACUAGCUCCUGUUACUCUUUGUUGGCUGAAUUUGAGAUUUUCUUGUCUCUGUUCAAU